AUGACAAUAGAAGUAAAAUCUCCAAAUGGCGAUAUUCCCGUCAACGGCCAAAACGGAGUGAACGGGAAUUCGAACGGCGAUAUGGAUGCCAGCGGAAAUGGGCACUCCAACGGUGAUACGGAAAACGGGGCUAAUGGCACAAAUGGCAUUCCUAAGAAGAAAAUUGUAAUUGUCGGCUUAGGCAUGGUAGCUGUAGGGUUCAUUGAAAAACUAAUAAAACUCGAUGCCCGCCGACAAGAAUACACGAUAGUGGUUAUCGGUGAAGAACCGCAUGUCGCAUAUAACCGUGUCGGCCUCACAACGUUCUUCGAACACCGAGCGAUCGAUAAAUUAUACCUAAAUCCCGUAUCUUGGUACGAUUCUCACCACCCAUCACUAGGCUACCAAAUCAAUACGAAAGUUGAAUCAAUCCACCCAGCCGAAAAAUACGUAAAAACGUCCUCAGGGGAGACGGUCACCUAUGACAUCCUCAUCCUCGCCACCGGUUCUGAUGCCGUCCUUCCAGCAAACACUCCGGGCCACGAUUCAACUGGUGUCUUUGUAUACCGAAACAUUGCAGAUUUGGAAAAAAUGAUACAGUAUUCGGCCACUGUAAAGGGCACAUUAGGUUGUGUGGUUGGUGGUGGUUUACUCGGACUAGAAGCUGCAAAAGCUUUACUGGAUCUCGAGAACUACGGUAAAGUAGGUCUGAUUGACCGAAAUAGAUGGGUUCUAUCGAGACAAUUGGAUAGUGAUGCUGGUGGGUUGGUUGUGGAGAAGGUGAGGGAGUUAGGAGUAGAUGUGAUGCUCGAGAGAAGGGUCAAGCAAAUUGAAACGAAUGAAGAAGGGAAGGUGCGCGGAGUCACUUUCGAGGAUGGGGACUUCGUUGAAGCUAGUACAGUUUGUUUCGCUAUCGGUAUCCGAUCAAGGGAUGAACUAGCUCGAAACGCUGGCUUAGAUUGCUACGAAAAGAGCGGUGGCGUAGUCGUCAACGAAAGACUCCAAACCUCCAAUCCGGAUAUAUACGCCAUUGGCGAGUGUGCAAGCUGGGAAAACCAGACAUUCGGGCUCAUAGCGCCUGGAAUAGAAAUGGCCGAUAUUCUUGCAUUCAAUCUCACUCAAGCCAAAGCACAUACUCAACGGAAAUUCAGGCGCCCUGACUUAAGUACGAAACUCAAGUUGCUGGGUGUAGAUGUCGCUUCAUUUGGUGAUUUCUUUGCCGAUCGUGAUGGUCCGCGAGAGAUGCCAGGACGACAAGCCGCUGCUGCGAGAAGAAGAGCUUCAGUUCAAAAGAACGGAAAUGGAGCCUCAGUAAUUCCGCCAUCUGUGAAGGCACUGACUUAUAAAGAUCCGUUUCAGGGUGUUUAUAAGAAGUACUUGUUUACGAUAGAUGGCAAGUUUCUAUUGGGUGGAAUGAUGAUCGGUGACACCAAUGACUACAUCAAACUAGUCCAGAUGGUCAAAACCAAAAAGCAACUUGAAGUGCCGCCAGCAGAGUUUAUCCUAGGGAGCCAAAAAAGUGGAGAAGACAACCUCGAUGACAUCGACGAUGAUACCCAAAUAUGCUCCUGUCACAAUGUCACAAAAGGUGACGUAGUCACUCACACCAAAAACGGAACAUGCAAAUCCAUCGGUGACGUCAAAUCCUGUACAAAGGCCGGCACAGGAUGCGGUGGUUGUAUGCCUCUCGUGACUUCAAUAUUCAACGCUACUAUGAAAUCUAUGGGAGCAGAAAUUUCAAACCAUCUAUGUCCUCACUUCGCCUACUCCCGCGCCGAUAUGUAUAACAUCAUCUCCGUCAAGAAACUCAAAACUUUUCCGGAUGUUAUGAAAGAAUAUGGAAAAUUUCCUGAUUCCGUUGGAUGCGAAGCUUGCAAACCUACGAUAGGAAGUAUCCUCGCCUCUUUAUAUAACAGACAUGUAAUGGAUAAGGACCUACAUGCAGUUCAAGACACGAACGACAGGUUCUUGGCCAAUAUCCAGCGGAAUGGAACCUUCAGUGUGGUUCCAAGAGUCAUGGGCGGAGAGAUUACUGCAGAUAGAUUGAUUACUAUCGGUAUGGUCGCAAAGAAGUACGGGUUAUAUUGCAAAAUUACUGGAGGGCAGAGAAUAGAUAUGUUCGGAGCCAAAAAAGGAGAUUUGUUGAAUAUCUGGCAAGAGUUGGUAGAUGCAGGAAUGGAGAGCGGACACGCUUAUGCGAAGAGCUUAAGAACCGUGAAGAGCUGCGUAGGAACUACGUGGUGUCGUUUUGGCAUUGGCGAUAGCGUGGGUAUGGCCGUUAGACUUGAAGAGAGGUAUAAAAGCAUUCGUGCCCCACACAAGAUCAAAGGCGCGGUCUCCGGUUGUGUGCGCGAGUGUGCGGAGGCUCAGAAUAAAGACUUCGGACUCAUCGCUACCGAAAAGGGCUUCAACGUUUUCAUUGCCGGUAACGGUGGUGCAAAGCCCAAACACUCCGAACUUCUAGCCAAAGAUGUUCCACCGGAUGAAGUCAUCCCACUCAUCGACCGUUAUUUAAUGUUCUAUAUCCGCACAGCCGACAAACUCCAACGUACGGCGCGUUGGUUAGAAAACCUACCAGGAGGGAUGAAAUACCUCCGCGAGGUAAUAAUCGAGGACAAACUAAGCAUCUGCAGCGAGUUAGAAAAUCAAAUGCAAGAGCUCGUUGAUAGCUUCUUCUGCGAAUGGAAAGAAGCUAUUAACAACCCUGAGAAACGGAAGAUGUUUCAACAGUUUGCCAAUACAACAGAUAGGCAAGAAACAAUGGAGGUUAUCCAAGAGCGAGAACAAGAAAGACCAACAUACUGGGCUUCAGACUCUGCAAAAUACGACUUUAAAGGGCAUAAAUGGAGUACCUUGGCCUGGCAGCCUAUUAUCGAAGCCAAGCACUUCGAAGGCGAUAACAGCGCUAAUGUUAAGCGCGGGGAGACACAACUAGCUGUCUUUAAGAUUAAGGGCAAGUACUACGCAUCACAGCAAAUGUGUCCCCAUAAAAGGUCAUUCGUCUUAUCGGACGGCCUGAUCGGUGACGACGCAAGUGGCAAACUAUGGGUAUCCUGUCCGAAUCACAAAAGAAACUUUGAGUUAAAUGGCACAGAAGCAGGGAAAUGUGCCAAUGAUGAUGAGAUUAAUAUCGCUGUAUUUGAAGCAGAGGAAAGGGAAGAUGGAUGGAUUUACUUGAGAUUGCCCCCGGUAGAGGAGCUCGAUGGUGUUCUGGCCACUGGAAAAUGGAUCGUAAGGAAGGACGAGGCGAAGCAACCCUUUGAGAAAAUGGAUGGUUACCUCAAAGGAAGGACGAGUAAAAAGCCAAGAGAUAGGACAAUAAUGAAAACGCAGGAACCGGUGAUGGUUGGGGGAUGUGGAGGACCAGGGUUAGAUUGGUAA
Molecule: messenger RNA, 3360 nt
Organism: Orbilia oligospora ATCC 24927
Lineage: Eukaryota; Fungi; Ascomycota; Orbiliomycetes; Orbiliales; Orbiliaceae
Exons: 7
Coding region: 1-3360 (1119 amino acids)
Molecular function (GO): 2 iron, 2 sulfur cluster binding; heme binding; nitrite reductase [NAD(P)H] activity
Source: RefSeq, a predicted model, not a curated record